Molecule: messenger RNA, 624 nt
Organism: Oryza brachyantha (malo sina)
Lineage: Eukaryota; Viridiplantae; Streptophyta; Magnoliopsida; Poales; Poaceae
Product: predicted GPI-anchored protein 58
Exons: 4
Coding region: 1-624 (207 amino acids)
Source: RefSeq, a predicted model, not a curated record
AUGGCAUCCGCAAGUUCAUCGCCAGACACCCCGUACGAGAUCCCUGAGUCUCCCGUUAGUCCUGCAGCCAAUGUUACCCCAGCAUUGUCUGCUGUCGUUGAUCCAGCUCCUGCUACUGUUACAGCACCAGUGCCAGCAAGUCUAGCCUCGCCAUCUAGCCCAUCCCUGAGGUUUGGCAUGAAACGAAAAAUGCUUCCUUAUGCUCCCAGCUCACCGACCCUGCCGGCCGAUACCGAUCCUACACCAGUGCCCGUCCCGGAGGAAGUCCUUCUUCCUGCUAACACGCCUAUCCAGUUGGCCGACGUCGCUUCUGUGGCACAGUCGGCCACGCCAGCCAUAUCGGCCAAGAUCACCGGCUUACAGUCGAGGAAGGCUGCUUUGGAGGCGGAGUUGGUCCAAGUUAUGGCAGACCUCGUCGCGGAGGAGAACAAACUAGCAAACCUACCAUCAGUCGUCGUUGCUCAAGAGCAAACCUUAAAGUCAGCUGUCCAAGCUGCAAUUCACAGUCGCCGGUCCUUGAAAGCAAUCGCUGGGACCGACGCCGACGACUUGAAGAUUAUUCAAGGGGCCGACAAUGUUCGCCUGCGUGCGAUUGCCGCCCUGAAAGUAUAUCUGGGCUUGUAA